CCUCGCAGUGAGGAACUCAUACUCGGUAGGAAUUGUAGCGGUCAUGUCACGCUAUCAAACUGGCAUUGGGGAUAACGUCCCCUCUCUUAUGGACCUGACCAGCGUUAUUACAGCCUUUGCAGAUGAUCUCAUCAAGUUGAUAUUUGGUGGGAUGAACACCUCCUUUGAGGUGGCAGCAACGCUCCAGGAAAAUGAUUUGGACGCGUACGACCCGAGUACGCGAAGCUGGGCAGGCAGCGGCGGGUUGCGGUAUCGCGUUCCGCUUGACGCCAUCCCUAGCGAGCGACACGCACGUAGCAAGAUACGCAACAUUAAAAUUCUCAUGGAUAACUGCCGGCGCAUCUGCAUGCAGGAUGAACUGCCAUCAACUAGAGAAGAGAGAAGUUUCUGGGCAUCCUAUCGCUUUAUGAAGUACCAAAUGUUCCUGCAACCGUUCUGUAUCGUUGCACCGCCCCUGUACGUGUUCUCUAAGAUGUUCCACGAACGAUUACCAUCAAUCUUCAAAGGACGAACGGUGCCGUUUGUGUUCGCAAUUGCGAUUGCGGAUCAGUGGGCGGAAAUCACUUACCCUGCGCACCAGCUCCUUUCUACUGCCCUCAAAGUCAAGACACCUAUGGGGGACGCCGCCCGUGCGGAUUGGGCACGACUUCAGCCUGUUGAUAUCCCGUUAUACCUUUACACCGCCUAUCAAAUACAUCACUUCUUUGAUACAAUCCCCGUUGAGUACCAGUUUGGUGGAAAUAUUGCUUUGUUGUGCAACUGACGGAAGAUCAACAAGUGCGAAGUAUCGAGAACCAGCAUCUGGGUUGUGUUGUUACACAUACACUUAUCUCAUGCCACUCCACCUCUCGAUGUCUCUUUAAUUUACCUUUGAAUAUUUGCCUUCCUGAGCGGAUGCUUCGGAUCUGAUAAAAUCCGGUCGAUGAGUCGUAUGGCUUCUCUACUAAACCUUCUGAAAGUAUAUCAGAAAAUGGUGAGCAAAGGAGGGACUCUGAAGAAAAGUGUCGACGCAAUCGAAUUGGAUCUUUUUAGGGCCUUAGCGCUAUGCCCUUGCAGCAGAAAGUAUAGCCAGUUUAUUUUUUAUUUUCCCCAA
Messenger RNA from Phytomonas sp. EM1, 1093 nucleotides. Lineage: Eukaryota; Euglenozoa; Kinetoplastea; Trypanosomatida; Trypanosomatidae. The record is from the annotation of a GenBank genome assembly.